AUGAAGGAUUUUAACGUAUCUUCCGAACCUGACGGCAUGUCCACAUACGUUAGAAAUACCGCCAAUUAUCUGUCAACGUUGACAAGAAUCUUGGGCGUGUGUACUGCGAUUGCGAAACCGUUCGACCCUGAGCAAGCUUGGGCCGAUCAUCUGAACCGCUUGGCAGACAUCGACAAGCUGUAUCCGAGUAAAACGCCUUUGCUGGCUCGGCAUAUUAGCCCUCCUCUCAGUACGAAACGAUUGUUCGAUAUUCACGGCAACUUAGUGACCGAUUACGAUUACUUACCAUCGUUCCCCUCGUUGUUACGCAAGAAACCCCUAUUCGAUCUUCUCGAACCAUCACCGAUGGCACCGAUCAGUGCGUUUACCAGAGAUCCAUGGUGGUACCCAAGCUAUGCUCCCUAUAUUCCGAGCUAUGCUCAAAAAGCCACCCCGUUCUAUCUGAGGGACAGUUACCUUAGUCCUGUUAAACGUAGUUACCUGUGGAGCCGACAUCCAAUCAGGCCUUUCGCAAAAUAUCAAACCCAGAGGAACAGGUUUGUACAACAAUAUGCAUGUUUAUUAUCUAAAAGUUUUACAUCUUUAGGAUGUCCAUUGCAUUGUUGGCCUAUUUUGCCGGGAUUCGAUCGA
Molecule: messenger RNA, 630 nt
Organism: Heterotrigona itama
Lineage: Eukaryota; Metazoa; Arthropoda; Insecta; Hymenoptera; Apidae
Source: the annotation of a GenBank genome assembly